This is a messenger RNA of Haplochromis burtoni (Burton's mouthbrooder), 4376 nucleotides long. Its product is annotated as toll-like receptor 2. Bases 3341 to 4261 code for a protein of 306 amino acids. The record is from RefSeq and is a predicted model, not a curated record. The transcript has 5 exons. Gene Ontology annotation, cellular component: extracellular matrix. Lineage: Eukaryota; Metazoa; Chordata; Actinopteri; Cichliformes; Cichlidae. Gene Ontology annotation, molecular function: protein binding.
UUUGACAAACUUCUGACAGAAUCCUAAAACAAACCAUGAAAAAAACUUUAUGCUGUAAAGUUUUGCUGAUUUUUACAAGAUUGUUUCAGUUUUUAUUUUUAAUUUUGCAGCAGCAGUGAUGAUACCUUACACUGAUUAGCUCUGUCACAGAUAGAGAAAAAAGGAGAAGAACUUGGGCUGAGUGCUGUAAAAGGCUCAGUAAAAGCUGUUUGCACACCAAACUAAGGAUUGCUUAAUGUCCAUCCACCACCUUCCACCAAAAGAUAAAUAUUAAAAAUAGUUUUAUGGUGACAUACUGCAGAGUAGCUGCAUUUAAUGUGAAAGUUGAGGUUCCGAAAGUGCAUUUCUAUCACCGGGAUUGAAAAAGAAUAAGAAUAAUAAAAAAUUAGAAAUUAAUUAGGACUUUAUUGUCAAUAUUCAAUCCUAUACAAUGGUUUCUGAGUCACCUCAUUUUAAAAAAACAAGAAGAAAAAAACAAGAAGAAAAAAAGAAGAAGAAACAGGUUCAGGGAAGAAAUACUGUAUAUAAUCACUUCUGUUUGUGUGUCUGUCUGUCUGUCUGAUUUUAGCAGUCUAGCAUCCACAGUUUUCAAGAUAUCGCUCACAAAUUUAGUGUGGUAGAUACCAACAACAGCUCAAACUAACUGAACUUUGGUGAAAAUUGGAUAAAGAUCACACCAAAUGUGAAAAUAAGUUUAAACGUUAUAAUACCCACAACAUUUUAUGGAUCGUCUUCAAAGUUCACAAGCACAUGUUUAGUCCUAGGGGACACGAGUCCCUGGGUUGACUAAGCAUUUGACCAUAACCUUCAUUUAUAGCGCCCAAAGUCAGAGUUAAACUUGAAAAAAAUAGAGAAAUACAUCAUGUGUAGGGGCAUGGGGAGAUCUGUAUAACACACCUUUUUAUUUUCUCAAUACGAUCCCCUAUGACAUCACAAUGAUGCCAUAAAGUUUCUCAGUUAAAGUUAUUUAUAAAUAUAUCCUAAAAUCCCAAGUUUUUACAGCUUGAAUUAGAAAAAAAUUAUUUUCCAGCUUUAAGCUGUUUUAAUCUGUUUUAAAGAGCUCUUUUUUAAGUUCUUUAAAACAUUAUCUUUAAAGACAAAAUUAUAUGACUUUACAAUGAAAAACAAAGAUGAAUAAACUAGAGUAGAUUUCCAUAUUAACAAUGCUGACAUCACUGAUGUCAGCAUUGUGGAUUGCUAAUGUCAGUAUUAGCAAUGCUGACAUUAGCAUAAAGCUGUUCUAUGUUUCCCCUUCAGGGGGAGUUAUGGACUACCUGAGUGCUCUUGUUGAAAUGUUCAAAUACAACUGGAAAUACAGUAUAUUAGGCAAAGAAGUUUAAAAAAAAAAAACCUUAAAAAUUAGUAUUUGGCAUGACCUUUUCACAGUGUCAAAAACAGGAAAAAGUUCCCUGUGAUGAUAUCACAAGGUCAUUUUUAAAGUCUGCAAGUGAAAUCAAUUGAGAGCGCUGCGAGUCCUUCUGUGAUGAACUCCAUGAAGACGGGGCAGAUGAGGAGAAUGCUUUUUGUCUGAGCUCUGUAUGAACAGGUGAAUCUAAUAAAGUCCUGAGUCAUGACUAAACUGUUUCUGUAACAUGUAAUCUGACAAAUAAGAGGGGAGUAAACCAGAAACAGAUUAAUAUAUGAAGAUAUAAAUGAACCAUCCUGAAUAAGGACAGUGGGGACAAGUCAACAGUGGUGUGUUAAAGGUUUACAUCUGGUUAUAGAUUUUAAUGCCCCAUUAUAAACACAAUGCAACAGAUGGAGAGAAUAAGUCGAUAUAUGUAAAUUAUAUCACCAUAAUCCAGAAGGGGUAAAAAGUUGGCAGCAACAAGCCUUUGACUUGCAGUGAAAGAUUUCAUAAAAAGAACUUCAACUUAAGCCUCAGUUUGUUUAUCAGGUGGUCAAUAUGUAGCUUUAAGGAAAAACUAUUAUCAAUCACAAUACCUACUGUAAGUAUUUGUAUGAAGCCACAGUUUCAACACAAAUUGUCUUGAGCAAAUACAAGAGAGGUAAGUACUGCAGGUAUGCUGUUUCUAUUUGAGAACAACAUGAUCUUGGUUUUUUUCAGCAAUUAAAAUCAGUCUGAGCUGACACAGCUGUGAUUGUAUAAAAUCAAAAGCCAGCUGUAAUUCUUUAAAAACCAUCUUGAUGUUUUGAGCACAAUAAAUAAUUGUAUCAUCUGCAUAGAAAUGUACAAAUGCAUUAAAAUUAUGUCACAAGCUAUUAACAUAAAUAGUAAAUAAUUCCAGCCCCGGGACAAAAUUCAAAGAAACCUCGAAUUCCUGCAAAAAUCCCCGGAUAUGGUAUUUGUUUUGCUGCGAUGAAACAUGACCUUCACUGCAGGAUGUGAAACAGAUUUUUGCCAUAUUUAUGUACAUCUGUUCAGAUCACAUUCAGCCCCGGUUUCCUGUCCACAGCUUCAUAUCUGUGCUCAUCCGUGAAUGCAACAUCUUGACACAAAUCAUAUACCUUACAGGCCUUUCUUUAGGACCUCACCUUUAUGUUUAAGCUAGCUUUUAAGCUUGGCGAAGGUGUUGAUCCCUGUUUGUGUGUGUCCGCGUUAAUUUGCAGAACAAAAAAAUUGAUCCUAAUGGGAUAUGCAGCCUGGUUUGCAGUGGUGUAUUUGGCUUUUUGGACCCACCUUUACAUCAGUUUCCAUACUACAUAUUUCUAUUUUAACAUUUGGAAAAUUCCGUAUGGAAAAAUAACUUUAAAAAACAAUUACAAAUAUCUGUGUUAUAUUUUAUACAAUUUUCAUUUGACAUUACAUUUUACAUAAUAUGUAAAAAUGUAUGAAUCGAGUUGUGAUUAAUGUAUGAAAAAUGCACAAAUAUUAGACAAGCAUUUGCUAUUUCUGGAGUGAAAGGUGCAAAGGUUCUUUCAUUUAUUUUUCCCAUGGGAUGAACUGCUCUAUAAAUGUAUAAAUAUAAAAUGCUGACAAGUCAAUGCUUUGAGAUGAUAUUUGUUGCUUCCUGCUCUGAUUUCAAUGCACUGGCUUUGUUCAAAGAAGAUCAAUACCCUGGAGCCAUAAGAAUGGAGGCUGCUAUUUGCGACAUGACUGAAAACUUCAUGUGCUUAUGCUUUAACAGAUGGAACCAUUAGGUGUAGGGUGUGUGAGAAGCUGAAGACAUCUCUGUUUUCUGAUAACACCUUUCACUUUUGCAGAAUUGUGUUGUGAAUGAAACUUUUUAGGCUUCCUCUUUGAAAUUGUGCUUCUUCCCUGUUGUUCUUUCACUUCUGUGUGUGGGUCCUCUGCAGUCUGAGAAGUAUGACUCACUUUCUCCCUGAUUUAUAAAUCCUCUCAAACACUACUUCAUGUUCUUCACUGAUUUCAUGCAGCAUGAGACGUCCAACCAGCUGCUCCUCUGCUCUCUCCUUCAUCCUCGUCCUCCUCUUCCUCUCUGAGAGCUGGGGCCAGAGGUUGAACACAGACAACAAGAAGCCAUCCUGCGAUCACUGCAACCAGCAGCUCUUCUGUAACUGCUCCCACAGUGGAUUCACCAGUGUUCCCACUGUAACAGGCAGUGCCUUGAGUCUUGAUCUUUCCUUUAAUAAAAUAACAGCUGUGACGAAUGAUGACCUGACGGGCCACAUGCAACUGAAGGUUCUUGAUCUCCACGGCAAUGGCUUAGCUGAGAUCCAUCCAUCAGCUUUUGACUCUCUGUGGAGCCUGGAACAGCUGGAUCUCUCUUACAACCAGCUGACUAUGCUCAACCACAAAUGGUUCAGCAAGCUGGAAGCUCUGCAGCAGCUCAACCUACUCAACAACCCAUACAGUUACCUCGGUUCUCCUCCAGUAUUUGGGGCCCUAGUCAGACUAAGGAAGCUGGCCCUUGGAGGUCCUUCUCUGAAGGAGCUCCGGAGAGGAGAUCUGUCUGGAGUCACCCAGCUGGAGGAGUUAACUGUUCAUGCAAACAACCUGACCAGCUAUGACGCUGGUACAUUAGCACACAUUUGGCCGCUAGGUCAUGUCACCUUGAGUCUCCAUGGUCCUUUUCUAACAAAUGUGACCUUGGCUGGGUCUAUGAUUGAUGAUGUGUCAUAUCCUGAGACACCCAUCAUUCUGAAAGACAUCAAUUUGAAUGGAGUUCAGUCUGUUCAGCCCUUUAGUAAGGCAGCCAAAAGGAGGAUCAGGUAUUUGACCCUACAUAAUGUUUCUGUGUCUGACGAGGCUAUUGUUGACUUCCUGGUGGUAUUAGAUGGAGUUCCACUGACCAAACUUACCAUAGAAGAUGUCACACUGAUGGGCGAAGGCUGGUAGGAAAGAAGCACAUUAUCUUUUUGGCAUAUGUCCCAGUUAGCAACUUUGGUUCAAAAGAAACGUUUGUGUAUUAUACAGGAAAUUGAAAACAACAAACUUGUCUUUUUUUGGUUGG